AUGCAAACCGGGUGGUUCGUCCCCCAGUGCAUCACUCGAGGCGCAUAUAAGUUGUCCGUGACGGAGCUGGAGGUAGCAACGUUGGCGUUUGCGACACUCACAACAGUUAUCUACGCUUUUUGGUGGUAUAAGCCCCUCGACGUUAGUCGCGCGGUUCCGAUAGAACCCAAAUCCCCUCAAACAGAUGCAGAAAAGUUGGAUUCUGCCAGGACAAGCACACAUUCUGUGGAAGAGAUAGUUCCAGGUUCGCAAACACCUUGUUCUCCGACCACGAGCGAUUCGAUACGCCCAAUGUCGGACCCACCUUCCCAAACACAACAAAAUUCUCGCUUAUUUAAUACACCUUGGUCCGGAAGCACAUUCUGCGACACCAGGCAUGCGUUCUACUUCUUCCUACCUUCUGCCACCACCUUCGGAUGUACCUCCUCCCGAGCAACUCGAUUUUCACUCCACGCCCGAGCCAGUGACGGCUGCACGCCGUACGAGGUGGAAGCGGGUCAGCCCAAGGCAGGAGCUCCAACUUCGACAGCUUCCUCGCUCCAGGCAACAUCCGCUCGCAGGACCCGUUAUGAGCGAUUUUCAGGGCACGUCCGUCAUUUUCGUGCCUUCUUUCGCCACCAACGUCACAAACGAGGACUCACCGUUGCCCUCUUCUACGCCUUUGUGUUCUACCUGCUCCGCUUCUUCCUCGAGCCGUUCGAGGACAUGCUGGAGUGUGCCGAGCUGGAGAGCGACAACCCUCUCAGAGUUCCGACGUUCUACGCCCCGACGGUGAUCGACGACGACAACGACGGUCUCAGCUAUGCCACGGCCAUCAUGGUGACGUUCGUGUUCGGGGGCAUCCACUGCAUCCAGUUACCUUCUUGCUCAUCCUUACCACAUUUACCUAUUUCUUAG
Cyclocybe aegerita is the source of this 897-nucleotide messenger RNA. The record is from the annotation of a GenBank genome assembly. NCBI's taxonomy places the organism in Eukaryota, Fungi, Basidiomycota, Agaricomycetes, Agaricales, Hemipholiotaceae.